AUGCCCUACGACAUGCUGAACUACAUGUACUACCUCUGGAUCACACAGAUCCUAAACCUUAUUGCAGUUGCAACGCUAAAGUACUCGAUUUGUGGCUACCUUCUAGCCCUUAAAUUCUCAAGAGUGUACCUCGCGGUGGUGUGGGCUUCGAUCCUGAUGGUCACUACGUUCAAUCUGAUGCUGCCCAUCAUGGGCUGCUUUUGCAUUGCAAAGACCAUUGAGCUUUCCGCGUUGAUGAAGACAGCCGAUCCAACAUGGGACGGUGUCAACCUCGCCAUCUGGUCCGCAUCGGAACUCUCGGUCGGUAUACUUGUCGCGUCUCUACCCGCACUCCGAAAGCAAUUCGACGGCUUCUUCCGCCGCAUUCUCUCGUCGACCUUUCUGGGAAUGGGAUCCAAGACGGGGUCUGGUAGCAACGGCAUACCACUGUAUAACGUUGGACCACCACCUACCGUCGGCAGCCGACCAACGAGAGGUCGUUCGCGAUUCCAAAGAGACGACCUCGAUGAUGGAGAUAGUGAGAAGUGCAUACUGGACGAUUCUGAGCUGCCUGGAAAGCGCGAAAUAACGAGAACGAUCGUACAUGAGAUACAUAGUGAGAACAGGAGCAACGUGCAGGUCCCAGAUCGGGUACAUAACAUGUACGGCCAGCUUCAGUGA
Molecule: messenger RNA, 660 nt
Organism: Alternaria viburni
Lineage: Eukaryota; Fungi; Ascomycota; Dothideomycetes; Pleosporales; Pleosporaceae
Exons: 2
Coding region: 1-660 (219 amino acids)
Source: RefSeq, a predicted model, not a curated record